Rhineura floridana is the source of this 1226-nucleotide messenger RNA. RefSeq names its product adipogenesis associated Mth938 domain containing (gene AAMDC). The transcript has 6 exons. Gene Ontology annotation, biological process: positive regulation of fat cell differentiation. The record is from RefSeq and is a predicted model, not a curated record. Bases 551 to 943 code for a protein of 130 amino acids. NCBI's taxonomy places the organism in Eukaryota, Metazoa, Chordata, Lepidosauria, Squamata, Rhineuridae. Gene Ontology annotation, cellular component: cytoplasm.
CUACAACUACCAGAUUUAUAAUGCUUGCUUUCUCUCAGCAAGUGCUCAAAGCAGGUUUUGUUUUUUCUAAAUUAUUGCCAAGCUGAUAUACCAUGGAGCAAAAAUAACCAAGAGGCUUGUGUGACUAAAAGUUUUAUGGUGCCACAAGACUGGGUUGGGUUGGGUUUUUUUGUGACAACAGAUUUAACAUAGUUACCUUUCUGGAAAUGGAUGCUAUGGAGUAAGACCUGCUGAACUUCUGAGUAAUUGUGUUUAGGAGUGCACUGUAACUCUGUUACAGCAAACAUUUUCUUAAAGAUUAACACAUUGAUUGCGAUGUAAGGCCGGAGUCCGCUUCUGUAGAAGUAUUAUUCAUUGGCAGCUGUACUAGUCUCCUUGCCAAGGAUCUAUUGGAAAACGUGAACAAGUUAAAGAACUGCACGGCUGUGUAACAAUCUGCAUCUCAGACAGACUGAAGCUCCAGAUUUAAGGGAAGCAAAACAGAGCAGUGGGCUGUUUGAGCAGUUGGAUUCAGCUGUUUUGAAAGGAGGCAUUUAAAGCCCAUCUGAUAAUGUCUUCCCCUGAAAUUGCUUCCCUCUCGUGGGGCCGGAUGACGGUCAAAGGCUGUUCCACCACGUAUAAGGACUGCAAAGUGUGGCCGGGAGGCAGUCGCACGUGGGACUGGAGAGAGACAGGAACUGACCAUAUUCCUGGCGUGCAGCCUGCAGAUGUGGAAGAAGUUGUUCAGAAGGGUGCCAAAACAUUAGUGAUUGGACGUGGCAUGAGCGAGGCCUUGCAGGUGCCGUCAUCCACCGUGGACUACCUUAAGAGCCAUGGGAUUGAUGUGCUGGUCCUGCAGACGGAGAAGGCUGUGAAAGAGUACAACGCUCUGGCCUCCAAAGGAGCCAAAGUGGGUGGCGUCUUCCAUUCCACCAGGCUGGUGAAGGCUGUGCUAGAGAGCUAAGGCAUCUCUCCCUUUCCACUGUCCUGUGCUUUUGCGCGAAUAAAAAAGAGCCAUUUUGGUUACCGCAGCCAGAGCCUGCAUGUCUCAGCAUGUGCCAAGUCUUGAAAGCUUUCAAAACAAACCAUGAAAAUUGAAUGUUGCCAGUUUAAAGAUAGGCAACAAUCUUGCACCCCACACAUUCAGGAGUGUGUGCGUAUUCAAAAAGUGUUUGUGAUGCUGAUUGUAAGCUUUCUUGAUGAAACUUGUUUUGAAACAUGGCAUAUAAAUAAAAAGGCAACUCCUA